This is a messenger RNA of Clunio marinus, 207 nucleotides long. The record is from the annotation of a GenBank genome assembly. NCBI's taxonomy places the organism in Eukaryota, Metazoa, Arthropoda, Insecta, Diptera, Chironomidae.
AUGGAGAAAAAUUAUAUAGCAUUGCUGACUAUUACAAGUGGAGUGUUGCGAGACAAGUACACAAAUACACAGAACAAGCUUAAAAUGAGCGUCAGCGAUUGCUGUUGCUGGGAAAUACUUUUCAGCUUAUUAAAUAAACAUAAACACUUUGUUUUGAGAUUAUCAUUUAAUGAAACUAAUCGGUUGAACAUAAAAAUGAAGUUAUAA